GCGUCGUACGAGUGCGCACGCGAUCGCGGGUCAUACACAGCGUCGUCGUCGUCGUGUGUUGUACGGUGGUCGCGAUCAUAAUAAUAUUAUUGUAUCCGCGUCGAUCGCCGCCGCCAUUCGAAUCGAUUCCUCCGCGCGCGCGUUCCAUCGGUUUUCUCGGCUCUUCCCGGUCGCAGGUCGCGGGGACUUUGCUGCUGGUGACGGCGAUGCCAGUGUGGGCCGCCUAGAAUCCCGCCGAGUGGAGCGCUCGACCGUUCCGCGUGCACGUGUGUGCGUGUGUGUGUGUGUGUGUGUGUGAGUGUGUGUGAGUGUGUGCGCGUGUACCGUUCUACCGUUGCAGUCCUCCGCCGCAGCUGUGUGUAGACGGUGUUGUCGCCGCCGUUGUCCUAUCGUCGCCGCCGUCGUCGUCAGAGGUAUUUGAGUACACGCAUUGUACGCCUUAACGUACCAGGGGUCACCAAACGGCGGCCCGCCGACAAACAAUUUACCUGAUAUUUAGACAACAAUCACCAUGUCGGAAUACAGCGGUGAAGCCAAGUACCGACCAAAACGGUAUCAGUCUAUUGGCAAAUUGUUCAAAAAACGUGUUCCAAUCAUUUCUUGGCUACCCAAGUAUGAUGCAGAUCAAGCUGUCAGUGACUUGAUCGCCGGGGUCACUGUUGGACUAACAGUCAUGCCUCAAGGGCUGGCGUACGCUACACUCGCAGGUCUAGAACCACAGUAUGGUUUAUAUUCUGCGUUUGCUGGAUGCAUUGUUUAUACAGUAUUUGGUAGUUGUAAGGACAUUACCAUUGGGCCUACAGCAUUAAUGUCACUUAUGACUUACCAACAAGUGGUCAAUAAAAACGCCGACUAUGCAGUAUUAUUAUGUUUUUUGUCUGGUAUUUUACAGUUCAUUAUGGGAUCACUUAAACUAGGUGUAUUAAUUGACUUCAUUUCCAUCCCGGUGACCGUUGGUUUUACAUCAGCUACGUCUGUUAUCAUAGCAGUAUCUCAAUUAAAGGGUCUUCUUGGCCUAAAGUUUGAAUCAUCAACCUUUUUAGAUUGUCUACUGAAAGUGUACCAGAAUAUUGGUAAUUACCGUGCCAAUGAUACAAUUCUGGGAGUUACUUCUAUUAUCAUACUACUAAUGCUUCGAAAAGUAAAAGAUAUUAAAUUAUUUGGACCUAAUGGUAAGCCAUCCAACAAACAAAGGACAAUUAUGAAAGGGCUGUGGCUACUCUCCAUAUCUAGAAAUGCUUUAAUUGUGGUUGCUUGCUCAAUCAUUUCAUACUGGUGUUAUAGGCCGAAUUCAGAACCUUACGUGACUUUAAUUGGGAAAGUAAGAUCUGGCUUGCCACCGUUAAAAUUUCCACCGUUUGGAACGGAAAUAAAUGGUACACCGGUUAGCUUCAUUAAUAUGUGUUGGGAUCUCGGAUCUUCCAUUAUAUUAGUACCAGUGAUUGCUGUUCUCGGAAAUGUCGCCAUCGCCAAAGCAUUUGCUAGCGGAAAUUCAGUGGACGCUACACAAGAACUCUAUUGUUUGGGCGUUUGCAAUUUACUGGGUUCGUUCGUUUCGUCGAUGCCCGUUACUGGAUCGUUUUCAAGAAGUGCAGUGAAUCACGCAAGUGGCGUACGGACUCCUAUGGGCGGAAUGUAUACGGGUAUACUUAUUAUUUUGUCAUUAAGUUUAUUGACGCCGUACUUUUACUUCAUACCCAAAGCAGCUCUAGCAGCAGUUAUCAUUAGUGCUGUUAUUUUCAUGAUCGAAUACGAGAUCGUUAAGCCUAUGUGGAAAUCUAGUCGAAAAGACUUGAUACCUACGUUUGCAACAUUUGUUUUAUGCCUGGGCAUUGGUGUCGAACUUGGAAUUUUAGUAGGUGUUGCCAUAAAUAUCAUGCUUUUACUUAUACCGUCGGCUAGACCGUUUUUGCACAUUGAAAUGAAAAAGUUAAGAACUGGCCUGGAUUAUUUACUAGUGACUCCGGAGAAUAGUCUUUACUUUCCAGCUGUAGACUUUAUGCGAGCCAAAACAGAUCGAGCUGCUGUUAAAAUGGGACAGUCUAAACUUCCUGUUGUGGUUGAUUGUAAACAUAUACUUGAUGCAGAUUUUACAGCUGCUAAAGGUAUUGCUGGCUUAAUAAUGGACUUCAAAAGGCGAAAACAGCCAUUAUGUUUUUAUAAUCCAAGAAAAAGUGUUCUGGCCGUUCUACAGGGUGUAUGUGUUGAUGAAAUUGUUCACUGUUUCACAUAUGACGAACUGGAACAAACCCUCAAUGAUAUCAACUUUUCUGGAAAUUUAGCGGAAUUAAAAGACAUAGUACAUACAACAUCUCAACAGUCACAUGAAACGCCACUUUUAAACAGGAGACAACAUUAAACACACAAGUUAUUCUUUGUAAUUUUUUCCUAUAUGAUGAAUAAAUAUCUACUAUAAUUUAAUUUAUACAUAAUCAUCAUAAAUUAUGAGUACAUUUUGCUCAUAUUUAUAUAGGUCUAAUUUAAGUAUUUAUUUUUUGUGGAAUUUGUAUUAACCAUACAAACAUUGAUAAUGACAAAUUUUUUUCAUGUAUACUAAUUUUGUUCACCCAUAUAAAGUUAGAAACUAAAGAAUCAUCUUUUAUAAUA
This is a messenger RNA of Rhopalosiphum maidis (corn leaf aphid), 2607 nucleotides long. RefSeq names its product sodium-independent sulfate anion transporter. Gene Ontology annotation, biological process: transmembrane transport. Gene Ontology annotation, molecular function: sulfate transmembrane transporter activity. Gene Ontology annotation, cellular component: membrane. The record is from RefSeq and is a predicted model, not a curated record. NCBI's taxonomy places the organism in Eukaryota, Metazoa, Arthropoda, Insecta, Hemiptera, Aphididae. The coding region runs from base 512 to 2359 and encodes 615 amino acids. The transcript is spliced from 13 exons.